UGCCGGGGGGGAACCACUACGGAAAAAUUGCUCAACAACAAAUUUUCUAGACUGCAUUUUGCAGUUUCAAACAUUGUCCUUCUCAGAGGUAUACGAGAUAUUGUUCAGAUAUAUGCCAGAAAUGCUGCUGACAUUUUGUGAGCCGUGCGGCUUCCUGUAUUCACCCCGGGCAACAGGCAACUCCGUCACGUGAUUGGUCACUCACCGCACGGCUAUUGUUGUAUACGACGAACAAUAGGUUGUACUCGAACCAAUCACCUUGGUGUUAUCCUACGAGUUUUGCGUCUAGAAACCGGCAGGUCUCACAGCGACGGGACCAAAUCGAUAAUCUACCCAAACUCAUCUUAACCACCUGCCAUUAUUUUCAAGGAGAGAAAACGCAAUCGAACAUAACGAAAAAAAGAAUGCCUUCGACAACACCCCAAUCCCUCUUCCCGGAUCUUCCCCCCGAACUGCGCAACGAAAUAUACACCUAUCUCUCUUCCCCUAGCCCGGAUUCUCAACCUCUAAAUUCGCACCUCCCCCUCCCCCUCAAAACCUUCACCUGCAAACACACAACCAUGCACCUCUGCCCAACCCACCACGGCUCUACCAGCCUACUCUCCCUGUCCUCCCCAGAAGCCCACGAAUACGCCUCGUGGCUCCUCAACAACGGAAUCGCACUCCACAUAACCAUCCACUUCAAAGGCCGCAUAAACACCUUCAUGCUACCCCACUGGUCCAAGAAGAUAUCCACCCACUUGGCUAAACUGGCGCGCCGCCAUCCUUGGUUGUGCAAAGUAGCAAGCUAUAAGAUAGAUGUGGUAUGGGAUCCGCUCGAUGGCGCACUGCAGAGUCGAUGUCAGAAACGGCGAGCGGCGCAUGUACCGCUGGAUAUGGCGGAGGCGCUUACACAACUUAUCCAGAAGGAUGUCAAGGCUAAGCAGGGAAAUGUGGUGUUACGCGUACAUUUUGAGCAGAGGUUUGCGGUUCUGAAUGCGCUUGCGGCAAGGAAAUUUGGGGUUGGGGUUUUUCUGAGGGAUGGAGAGAGGUUAAGGGGAUUCAAGAGAGUGGUGAGGGAGGUGCGUAUAGUGCCGCCAAAGGUUAUGCCGGGACGGGAGAUGGGUGCUGCGCCUGCGCCUGGAUUACGGGUUUUGGAGGUGGCGGGGCAAAAGGAGGAGGCGUUGAUGGUGGUAGAGGAGGGGGUGGUGAAGUUGUCGGAGCAGACGCGGGGGCAGAUGGUUGUGAGGAGGAGGACGAGUGGUGCGGCGGAUGGCGUGUGGGAGUAUGGGAAAGGGGAGAUGGAAUUUCCCGUUUGUCAGAUAUUGGAAGAGUGUAUGGAGUGAGGAAUGGAGGUUAGGCUUGAGAUUUAAUCUUCUUGAACAACGAUGCUAUCGCAGUAUUGAUAGUGCUUUGUAGUAAAUACACUAUUCUUUUCGUUCAAGAGAUAACGCAUCAAGCCAGAUUGUCCCGUACGCCAUUUCAUCAACAUCCCCCCACCCACCAACCCU
Molecule: messenger RNA, 1490 nt
Organism: Bipolaris sorokiniana ND90Pr
Lineage: Eukaryota; Fungi; Ascomycota; Dothideomycetes; Pleosporales; Pleosporaceae
Exons: 1
Coding region: 405-1325 (306 amino acids)
Source: RefSeq, a predicted model, not a curated record